UCUUGGAAUCUAAUGUAUGAAAUAUCUGCAAAAUUAUAACUGUGCCUUCUCAAUGUCCUAACCAUUGAACAAAAUUAUAAAUGUGCCUUCAAUGUCCUAACUGUUGAACAAAGAAAUAUCAAAAUGAAUAGGACAGACAGUGUGGAUGCUAAUAAAGCUUGGCAUGAAUCUGCCAGAUGGUUGAUCAGAUGUGGCGCACUACGAGCAGAUCACAAAGCCAAUUGGCCACAGGCAACUGCAUUCGACUUGGCCUAUACAUUACGAGAUGGUGUAUUGCUGUGCAAUCUAUUGAACAUUGUAGAUACGGGAUGCAUAGACAUGAAAGACGUGAAUCAAAAGCCGCAAAUGGCACAAUUUCUAUGUUUGCGUAAUAUAAAAGUAUUUUUAUCAGCGUGUUCGAAUGUCUUUGGUCUCUCCGAUUCAGAACUCUUCGAGCCGUCGAUGCUAUUUGACCUUUCUAACUUCCAUCGCGUUCUCUGCACACUCUCCGCCUUGUCCAAUUGUCCACGACUGAGGCGAAAGGGUAUAGCUGGAUUCUCCGUUGGUCAUGGAAGAUCGCAAGAGGAUAUUUAUAAGGAUUUGCAAAGUGCCGGAGCAGGUGCCACAUAUGGAUACGUGGCGUUAAAAACUAGGACUGUGGACGUAGAUGAGUCUCGGGUUUAUGAGGAAUUGCUCUACUUCUCGAAACUUAGCAAUUCCCAUCAGUAUGCAUGUCAUAGUGCAUGGUCGUAUUUUUUUUUUUUGUAUUUUUAUGGUAAAGCCGAGAAGAUGAGGGCCGUCGUAGGAGAUUUAGGAGACGCGAAGGCGACGAAACGAGUGGCGGAGGAGAUAAUGAGGAUCCAGUCGGCGAGGAGGAUGGGUAUGGAGCUUUUUGCAGCCACGCGCAGAGUGAAGAAAUCUAUCAGGACCUCUAGUAGUGCCAUUUCUGGAGGAGAGAAAAGAGAUUACGUAAUCCAGGAACUCGUGGAAACCGAGCGAAAUUAUACAGAGGUUCUCAGUAACCUACUUAGACAAUUCGUCCGACCAUUGUCGUCGUUACUCCGACCCGAAGAUUCCGCCCGCAUUUUCUUCGCAAUCAAGCAACUCUCAGAGAUCCAUGUGGGCUUCCACAGUCAGCUACGUAAGGCGCGAAACGGUGCCGCGAUCGCCCAAGUCUUCCUCGACUGGCGGGAGAAGUUCCUCAUUUACGGCGAUUACUGCGCAAAUCUCACCCUAGCACAAUAUACUCUGCAGGAAGCCUGCACGCGUAACGAAAUAGUCAAUCAAGAAGUUAUCAGGUGCGAGCAAGAAGCUAACAGUAAUAAAUUUAAGCUGAGCGAUAUACUAUCUGUGCCGAUGCAGAGGGUGCUCAAGUAUCACUUGCUAUUGGAUAAGUUGGUAGAGGAAACUCCUCGCGAAUGGAUAGAGGAUUUCCGUGCAUUGACGAAGGCAAGGGAAGUGAUGGUCGAUGUUGCUCAAUACAUAAAUGAAGUAAAACGCGAUUCCGACACGCUGGACAUCAUAAAGGACAUUCAAGCAUCGAUAAUCGACUGGGAUGUCCCUGAAGACGCGCAGCUGAAGGAUUUCGGCCGAUUACUUCGUGACGGCGAGCUCAAGGUGAAAGCUCAUGGCGACCAACGGAUAAAGGCCCGUUAUGCAUUUGUAUUCGAGCAAGUGGUAUUGAUUUGCAAAGCUGGCAGAGGAGACCAAUAUUGUUAUCGGGAAACUCUACGAUUAGAUGACUAUAGACUGGAAGAUCACAUAGGACGCCGAACUUUGGGCAGAGAUUCACGUUGGUCCUAUCAGUGGCUACUUGUACAUAAGCAAGCAUACACGGCAUAUACUUUAUAUGCGAGAACAGAAGAACAGAAGCAGAUGUGGAUAAAGGCGUUACAGGAUGCGAUAGAUAAUGUUAAUCCCGCAGCCUGUCGGAAUACCAAUCAUAAAUUCAAGUUGACAACAUUUGAUACUCCUAAAAGCUGUCAACGAUGUGGAAAAUUCCUUAAAGGCCGCAUAUUCCAAGGCUACAAAUGCGAGACAUGUCGCCUUGCUGUACACAAGCAGUGUAUCGCGCACUCAGGUCGUUGUAUGCCUAUGCCGACGUCGCCGAUACCGCCACCGCCACUACCCUGCGAACGUGCGCUCGCCGCGAAAUUAUGGUUCGUCGGGGAGAUGGGCAGAGAUGCAGCUUCCAACAAACUGGAAUCCCGCGAUGAUGGCACUUACAUGCUGCGCGUUCGUCCAACUGGACAACCACGCCUCAAACAUGAAACCAAUUACGCUCUUAGUAUCAAGGCGGAAGGAGCGGUAAAACAUAUCCGAGUAUUCAAAUAGUACUACGAGCGAGCAUCACUCUCGGAGAACUUCGAGAAAUUAGAUCAACGUCUAUUAUGGCCCUACCGGCGUGUCUUGGCCAAGGCAUUGUUCGACUUCCGCGGCUGCGAACGUAAUCAAUUAAGCUUACGACGUGGUUGUCGAGUCGUGGUGCUGAGCAAGGAAGGUGAUGCCAAAGGAUGGUGGAAAGGUAAAAUAGGCGAUCAAAUCGGAUUUUUUCCAAAAGAGUACGUGGAGGAGGAAUAGGAUUAUUAAGAAUGAAUUAGUUUAGUUAUUAUGUCGGUGCAUAUAAUAUGUCGGAUUUCAAAGUUCCCGAUUUUUUUUAUGUGAUCAUUGAUUAUUAUAUAUUUUGACAAAAUAUCGA
Mycetomoellerius zeteki is the source of this 2677-nucleotide messenger RNA. It is a transcript of the gene Vav, whose product is annotated as Vav guanine nucleotide exchange factor. Gene Ontology annotation, molecular function: protein binding; guanyl-nucleotide exchange factor activity. Gene Ontology annotation, biological process: regulation of GTPase activity; cell migration. The record is from RefSeq and is a predicted model, not a curated record. Gene Ontology annotation, cellular component: cytoplasm. NCBI's taxonomy places the organism in Eukaryota, Metazoa, Arthropoda, Insecta, Hymenoptera, Formicidae.